Molecule: messenger RNA, 2414 nt
Organism: Zerene cesonia (dogface butterfly)
Lineage: Eukaryota; Metazoa; Arthropoda; Insecta; Lepidoptera; Pieridae
Product: serine/threonine-protein kinase Chk1-like
Exons: 9
Coding region: 122-1717 (531 amino acids)
Biological process (GO): microtubule cytoskeleton organization; protein phosphorylation; intracellular signal transduction
Cellular component (GO): cytoplasm
Molecular function (GO): tau-protein kinase activity; ATP binding; protein serine/threonine kinase activity
Source: RefSeq, a predicted model, not a curated record
AAAAAAAGCCGAUUGAGCUCGACGGCGCGGUCGGGUUGGUUGCCGAUUGGUGAACGAUUUGUAGAAAGAAGGAAAAGAAAAAUGGCAAAAUGGUGUAGGAACGGCUAAGGACCGAGGAGCCAUGUCUUCAGGCGGCGAAUUCGUGGAGGGGUGGGUCGUCACCCAGGUGCUGGGUGAAGGGGCUUAUGGAGAAGUCCGGUUGCUGAUGCACGCGCGGUCGGGCGCGAGCGUGGCGCUGAAGGCGGUGCGCGAGGCGGCGGGCGGCGCGGGCGCGCGCGAGGCGGCGCUGCACCGCGCGCUGCGGCACCCCAACGUGCUGCGCUGCCUGGGCGAGCGCCACCACGGCGGCGUGCAAUAUCUCUUCCUCGAGUACGCGCAGGGCGGCGAGCUCUUUGAUCGCAUCGAGCCGGACGCGGGCAUGCCGGCGAGCUGCGCGCGGCGCUACUGGCGGCAGCUGGCGGCCGGCCUGCGCUACCUGCACGCGCGCGGCGUGGCGCACCGCGACAUCAAGCCCGAGAACCUGCUGCUCGACCACAACGACACGCUCAAGAUCUCCGACUUCGGCAUGGCCACGAUGUUCCGGCACGGGUCCCGCGAGCGGCUGCUGUCGCGCGUGUGCGGCACGGUGCCGUACGCCGCGCCCGAGGUGCUGGCGGCGCAGCGGCGGCCCUACCGCGCGCCGCCCGCCGACCUGUGGGCCGCCGCGCUCGUGCUGCUCGCCAUGCUCGUCGGAGAACUACCAUGGGAGCGCGCCAGCGAGGAGGACGCGCGGUACUGCGCGUGGAAGGCGUGGGCGGAGGGCGAGAGCGCGCAGCCGCCGAGCGGCGCGUGGCGGCGGCUGGCGGGCGGCGCGGGCGGCGCGCUCGGCCUGCUGCGGCGCGCGCUGCGCCCCGACCCCGCGCGCCGCCCCGCGCUCGACGCGCUGCUCACGCACCGCUGGCUGAGCGACGACGGUGACCGGACAGGUGCGAGCCCCUCCCCGACCACCCCAUACCUCCCUCCGCCUGCUCCCCCUCACAUAUUUUUUGUACUAGGUGACUCUGAGUGGCGCCGGUCUCAGAGACGCCUGGUGCCUCAGCCCGGCGCCGCCCGCCUCGCCUUCGCUUCGCAUCGCAUCGCGCCGAUAGCCUUCGAGAACGAGGGCGCGCGCGCGUGGAGCUCGCAGCCGGCGACGGGGGAGGCGGGGGGCGCGGAGCCGCCGCUGAGCGCGCGCGACAUGGACGAGCUGCUGAGCUACUCGCAGCCGGCGCGCGGCGACGAGCUGCUGCUGGGCUCGCCGGAGCGCGGGCCGGCGCCGCUGCAGCGCCUCGUGCGCCGCAUGACGCGCGUGUUCGUGCGCGCCGCCGAGCCCGCUGCGCUGCGCGCGCUCACCGGCCUGCUGGACGCGCGCGGCUACCUCUGGCGGUACCUGCACCCCAGAAUCCUGGCGAUCGAAUGCGGGUCGGUGAAGAUGCGCGCGUGGGCGGUGCGCGUGCGCGCGGCGGGCGCCGGCGCCGGCGGCGAGCACGUGAUGCUGGAGUUCCGGCGCUCGCGCGGCUGCGGGCUCGCCUUCAAGCGGCGCUACCUCGAGCUGCGCGACGCGCUGAGCCCGCUGGCGGCGCCCUCGCCCGGCGCCCCCGCGCCCUACGCCCCCGCUGACCCCGCCGACCCCGCAGACUUGCUCGCGCCGCCCGCCGACCUGUCGCAGCCCAUGGACACCGACGCCGACGCCGAGUAGGCGACUCGCCACGUGAACCUACUAGGAAACCCGCUAUUUAAGCACAUUAUAAUGGUGCGUAGUCGUUGAGUAAACGAUAUUUUCGCUUUUAAAGCGAUCUUUGAACCGUUGAGCUGUUGUUAUGGUUACCCGUUGAAAUGAUAUUUCCUACUGAAGACUGAUAUUUUUAUACUCUGUAUGAUAAGAAUAUUUUUGCAUUGCGUUUGUUGUUGUAUUCGUUGUAUGAUUCGAAAAGACAUUUUUGGUGAAAUUUAUAAUAAGCAACUGUUUAAAUCUUCUAUACGACUACAAUAAAAACGAGAGACCAGUACCUACAUGUUACAAUAUAAGGAAUGGAAUCCCUUAGCUAAACUCAUAAAACUGAAUUCUGUUGGAUGAAAAUGUAUAUUCUUAUUAUUUAAAAUUAAUCACUUAAAAAUUUGUCCUUUUCCAAAAUCAAAUUACAUACAACAUUCGUUUAUAACUUCACAAUAGGACACAGUAGUUCGGAGUCUGUGUAAUCGGCGAUUGGCGCGAUGGUCCUUGUGAGGAGGGGAGGAUGGACAUUGUGAUUUACAUUUCAGAGUUGUCAAACUGUGAUUUGAUUUUCUCACCAAAAUUGUCUUAGUCCUAGUUCAUUAGUAAUUAAACAAAGUGUCAAUUAUAUCGUCUAAGUUAUUUGUAAUAAUUUAUGUUUUUAAUAAAUGAACCGUUUGUA